Molecule: messenger RNA, 984 nt
Organism: Macrosteles quadrilineatus (aster leafhopper)
Lineage: Eukaryota; Metazoa; Arthropoda; Insecta; Hemiptera; Cicadellidae
Product: rRNA-processing protein FCF1 homolog
Exons: 7
Coding region: 185-718 (177 amino acids)
Cellular component (GO): small-subunit processome; nucleolus
Source: RefSeq, a predicted model, not a curated record
UAGGCGUAGAAAAGAAGCAUGUGUGUGUUUUAACAACUUAACCCAACCUUGUGUUGUAAUAUUCCAGAAUUUUUCUUGAAAUCAGAUCCCUAGGGAAUAUCUUGUUCGAUGGGGAAGAAUGCAAGAACUCGUAAAUUCGCUCAGCAGCGCUUUGCCCAAAUGAAAAAGAUGAUCAGUUCCAAAGAUGCAAGAAUGUAGAAAACCAGAACUUCGAGUUGUAAAGAAGAAAAAAGCAGAUCCACAUGAAAUCAAAGUCAGAGAAGUGCCCCAAGUGUCUUCUGCUUUGUUCUUCCAGUACAAUACGCAACUUGGCCCACCCUACCAUAUACUGGUGGAUACAAACUUUGUCAACUUCUCUAUAAAAAACAAGCUUGAUAUCUUCCAAAGUACGAUGGACUGCCUGUAUGCAAAAUGCAUUCCGUACGUGACGGACUGUGUGAUGGGAGAGUUAGAGAAGCUCGGGCCGAAGUAUCGAGUGGCGUUGAGGAUACUGAAAGACCCGAGGUUCGAGAGGCUUACUUGCACUCACAAGGGAACUUACGCUGACGACUGCAUUGUACAGAGAGUCACUCAGCACAAAUGCUACAUAGUCGCAACGAAUGACAAGGACUUGAAAAGAAGAAUCAGAAAAAUACCAGGUGUACCCAUCAUGUACAUCUCACAACACAGGUACACAAUUGAGCGGAUGCCAGACGCUUAUGGUGCCCCAAAGACGUGACUACAAUGGAGCAUUUAAAAUAAAAAUAUUUUGAUUUUACAUUUCUGUUCUGUAAUUUUGUCUCAAUUCCUUGGCACCCACAAGAGUUUGUCCUUUUAGUUAGGCUAAAAUAGGAAACACACCAAGUAUCUGUUAAAAAUGUGUGCUACAUAUUAAGGAGAACUGUAGUAACUAAUAACUAAUAUAGUAAAUUUGAAUCAUUUUUGGAUAAAGCUUAUGUAGAAAAAAAUUUUGCAAAUAUAAUUUUUCACUUGAGGGAAAUGGUU